Castor canadensis (American beaver) is the source of this 947-nucleotide messenger RNA. RefSeq names its product mediator complex subunit 30 (gene Med30). NCBI's taxonomy places the organism in Eukaryota, Metazoa, Chordata, Mammalia, Rodentia, Castoridae. Gene Ontology annotation, cellular component: mediator complex. Gene Ontology annotation, molecular function: transcription coregulator activity. The record is from RefSeq and is a predicted model, not a curated record. Gene Ontology annotation, biological process: positive regulation of DNA-templated transcription.
UCUGUUUUGAAAUCGACUCGCCCGGGUCUUUCAAGCUCUUGCCCACGCGGCCUGAUUUCCCAGGAUCUCUUGACCCCCUCGCUUCCUCAACUGGCGGCCUGGGACCGGGGCCGCGCCAUGUCCACCCCUCCGCUGGCGGCGUCGGGGAUGGCGCCCGGGCCCUUCGCGGGGCCCCAGGCUCAGCAGGCCGCCAGGGAGGUCAACACGGCUUCGCUCUGCCGGAUCGGGCAGGAGACGGUCCAGGACAUCGUGUACCGCACCAUGGAGAUCUUCCAGCUGCUGAGGAACAUGCAGCUACCAAAUGGUGUCACUUACCAUACUGGAACAUAUCAAGACCGGUUGACAAAGCUACAGGAUCAUCUUCGCCAACUUUCUAUUCUCUUCCGGAAGCUGAGGCUGGUCUAUGACAAAUGCAAUGAAAACUGUGGAGGAAUGGAUCCCAUUCCAGUAGAGCAACUUAUUCCAUAUGUGGAAGAAGAUGGCUCAAAGAAUGAUGAUCGGACUGGCCCACCUCGUUUUGCUACUGAAGAGAGACGAGAAAUUGCUGAAGUGAAUAAAAAACUCAAACAGAAGAAUCAACAGCUGAAGCAAAUUAUGGAUCAGUUACGAAAUCUCAUCUGGGAUAUAAAUGCCAUGUUGGCAAUGAGGAACUGAACUGAUAUUUAAAUUCUCUGCUACACGUGUUAUGUCAUUAUUUUUUCUCUUAAGUAUUUUUCCCUUUGGAAGCACUAUUUAUUUAUCUGCUUUUAUUUUAAUUGCGAGAGCUAAAGUUUCUUCUUUUACUUUGUGGUUUUCCAUUAAAGUAUUCAAUAACUGCUUUUUUCUAAUGCCAUUGAUUCAUUGAAAGAUUAUUAUAAUAAAAUUUGAUAGGGUUUGUGUUUUGGUUAAUCUUUGUGAAUUGAAUAAUUGCUUUUUAAAAGCAAAAUAAACUACUGUAAAUAAAUUUU